Dama dama (fallow deer) is the source of this 5248-nucleotide messenger RNA. RefSeq names its product sphingosine-1-phosphate lyase 1 (gene SGPL1). Gene Ontology annotation, cellular component: endoplasmic reticulum. The record is from RefSeq and is a predicted model, not a curated record. Bases 185 to 1891 code for a protein of 568 amino acids. Gene Ontology annotation, biological process: sphingolipid catabolic process; carboxylic acid metabolic process. The transcript has 15 exons. Gene Ontology annotation, molecular function: pyridoxal phosphate binding; sphinganine-1-phosphate aldolase activity. NCBI's taxonomy places the organism in Eukaryota, Metazoa, Chordata, Mammalia, Artiodactyla, Cervidae.
GAUCUUUAAUCUCGGCGGCGGCCGGCGAGUCGGUCUCACUGUGAAGAGAGGCAAGGCCGGCUAGAGAGUGUCGGGAGGGAAGGAGCGCGGGAGCUGGCUCCCGGCUGAGAAGAUUUACUGGGCCCCCGCUGACCCGAGGAAGAAGAGGGAGAGGAGACACUGAAAGGACGUCUGGGAGAGGAAAAUGCCCAGUACAGACCUAAUGUCGUUGAAGGCCUUUGAGCCCUACUUCGAGAUUUUGGAAGUAUAUUCCACAAAGGCCAAGAAUUACGUGAACGGGCACUGCACCCAGUACGAGCCCUGGCAGCUGAUUGCAUGGAGUGUCGCGUGGACUCUGCUGAUAGUCUGGGUGUAUGAGUUUGUCUUCCAGCCAGAGAGUUUAUGGUCAAGGUUUAAGAAGAGAUGUUUUAAGCUUAUCCGGAAGAUGCCUAUCAUUGGUCGUCAGAUCCAAGAUAAGUUGAACAAGACCAAGGAAGAUAUUAGCAAGAACAUGUCAUUCCUGAAGGUGGACCAAGAUUACGUGAAAGCCCUGCCCUCUCAAGGUCUGAGCCCGGCUGCAGUUCUAGAGAAGCUCAAAGAAUACAGCUCUAAGGAUGUCUUGUGGCAAGAGGGGAAAGCCUCCGGAGCAGUGUAUAGCGGCGAGGAGGAGCUCACCAACCUCCUCGUGAAGGCUUAUGGAGAUUUUGCAUGGAGUAAUCCACUGCAUCCAGAUAUCUUCCCCGGACUCCGGAAGAUAGAGGCAGAGAUUGUGAGGAUGGCUUGUUCCCUAUUCAGUGGGGGACCAGAUUCCUGUGGAUGUGUGACCUCUGGGGGCACAGAAAGUAUUUUGAUGGCCUGCAAAGCUUAUCGGGAACUGGCCUUCGAGAAUGGGAUCAAAACUCCAGAAAUCGUAGCCCCCCAGAGUGCCCACGCUGCAUUUGACAAAGCCGCCAGUUACUUUGGGAUGAAGAUUAUACGGGUUCCCCUGAACAAAAUGAUGGAGGUGGAUGUUCGGGCAAUGCGCAGAGCCAUCUCUAGGAAUACGGCCAUGCUCGUCUGUUCUGCCCCACAGUUCCCUCAUGGUGUGAUAGACCCCAUCCCUGAAGUGGCCAAGCUGGCUGUCAAAUACAAAAUACCUCUUCACGUGGACGCUUGUCUGGGGGGCUUCCUCAUCGUCUUUAUGGAGAAAGCGGGAUACCCGCUGGAGCAGCCAUUUGAUUUCCGGGUGAAAGGCGUGACCAGCAUUUCAGCUGAUACUCAUAAGUAUGGCUAUGCCCCCAAGGGCUCUUCAGUGGUCUUAUACUCUGACAAGAAGUACAGGCGCUAUCAGUUCUUCGUUGCCACAGACUGGCAGGGCGGCAUCUACGCUUCCCCAACCAUUGCGGGCUCACGGCCUGGUGGCAUUAGCGCAGCCUGUUGGGCCUCCUUGAUGUACUUCGGUGAGAACGGCUACGUUGAAGCUACCAAACAGAUCAUCAAAACCACUCGCUUCCUCAAGUCAGAACUAGAAAAUAUCAAAGGCAUCUUUGUCUUUGGGAAUCCUCAGUUGUCAGUCAUCGCUCUGGGCUCUCGUGAUUUUGAUAUCUAUCGACUAUUCAACCUGAUGAAUGCCAAGGGCUGGAACUUGAAUCAGUUGCAGUUCCCACCCAGCCUUCAUUUCUGCAUCACACUGGUACACACCCGCAAGCGGGUAGCCAUACAGUUCCUUAAGGAUAUCCGGGAAUCCGUCACUCAAAUCAUGAAGAAUCCAAAAGCAAAGACCACAGGAAUGGGUGCGAUCUAUGGCAUGGCCCAGGCUACCGUCGACAGGAACCUGGUGGCGGAGUUGUCCUCCGUCUUCUUGGACAGCCUUUUCAGUACAGACACUGUAACUCAGGGCAGCCAAAUGAAUGGCUCUCCGAAACCCCGCUGAGCUUAGACCCUCUGUAACCCCGAGGGACGUCUGGCCUUCAGAAGGUUCUCGGGGUGUGGGACAGGCCACGUGGUUUCAGCAUUUGGUCUUGCUCCGUCGAGCACGACACAGACCACGAGACAGCUUGAUCCUCAGGAUUCUCAUCCUUUGGUGGUUUUUAACGUGAAGACCUCAAAGUACCCCAUGACGUAAUUAUUUUGUCCUUGUUCUAAAUGUUCCCCUGGGAAUUGUUUUAACCAUUUUCUUCUCUAACCUCUCUUGCUGUCAACUUCAUUUAAUCACCGUGUGGCAUCUCUGGCCUGUCCUGACUCCUUAGGGAAGCUGGGCUCCAGUUUAUGAUAGGAAAAGGUGUACUUUGUUAGCUCAGGCAGUGGGCUAGUCAGACAGGAAUCCUGUUCUGUACCUGGUGUUCCCCUAGGUGGGGGUGAGGUCUGCUCAAGCAGGAGGCUUUCCCAGCCCUAGUGUGCUGUCUUUGAAGGACACAGGUUGGCCAGCCACCAUUCUGCUCUGCAGGGCCAGCAGGGUCAGGCAAAUCUGCUCAGUCCUCCAAGGCAGGUCUGGAGUGGUUGAUGGUCCCUGUCUGUGCUUGCAGUCCCCAUGUGGUACUUGGUUGCCAUCAUCUUCCAUUUCCAGUGGUUUGUUCCUAUUUCCAUGGAGUAGGAAGAGAAUGGUGUGGGUUCCAGAGAUGUUAGGACCUUCUGGCCCUGGUGCUGCCUCUUGGAGCUGGCAGUGUCAGAGCACACCUGAGCCCUCUCCUGGGACCCUGAAGAUGGGAACCAGGCCUUUUUCUAGACUUCCCUGAGUAUCAGUGUAGGAUGAGCACCCAGACUCCAGGGUGUGUCACCAGAGUUAGCAGCAGUCCUCCCCACCCUGCUGCUCUAGCCAUCAUGGCACAUUUGUUUUUUGUUUGCCUGAAGGAACAGCUCAAAGCACCUUCACAAGUUGCCUUGACUUACCCAAGGAGGGUAUGAGAGAGCCCCCAAGGCAAGGAAAAUCUCUGUUAGUGUGUUCUUCCUGCCUCUUCCCCCUUCAUUCAACUCCCAAAGGUACGACGGCAGUCAAGCCUCAGGUACUGGAUGCUCCUUGGCCCUGGCUAGGAUCAGAGGAACUUUCUGGAAUAGGGAGACAUCAAGUGUCACUUGAGGCCUAGGGCCUGGGAUUCCUUUGUGAAGACUUGUUGCUCAGGGUGGCGCAGGAACAGGACCCAGCCCUGCGCCCACUUCCUACCCUCUGCCCCCCACACAGGGCCCUAAUCUCGGUUGAGCCACUGUCCUACCCACACGACAACACACGAUGUGCCUUCUUUCUCAGCAGUGAGCAGUGACGGGCUACUCCUGACCCAGGCCCGGAGGGAACUGGAUCAGUCUUUGAGUUUUUUACCUGGGUAGGGGUAAGUUGGGAGACACUUUUCUCUGUCCCACCACCCUUCUCAGGGACUCCUGAAUCCCCGGCCUCCUCAGGCUGGUGUCCUCUAGCCUUCUUCACUGGGAGAGCUGGCCCGGAGAGCCACGGCUUCCCCCAGACUCCCUGGCACAUUCGUCUGAGUGUUCUUUAGCGCUGUACUUCCUCCACAAUAACUGACUGGCUGGCUGCGUCAUUGCAGGGCUGGUGUGUGGUUUCAUUCUGUCCUUGUGGGCUCCAGGAAUGUGGGUAUGUUUGUGUUAGAAGCAGAGAUCCUUUGGAUAGGGGAGUCACAUUCCCCCCCGGUUAAUGAACUGAUGGGCACUUCCUGAGAGAGAAACUGUGUGAACCAUCCCUGGAUCUCCAGUGCAUUCAUCAUGUUGGAGGAAUUCCAGGGACCCAGAACCACUCAGCAGGCACCACUGUGGUUUGUCAGCUGCUAAAAACGAAGAAGCACAAACCUGCAGAGUGUCCUGUUGCUUCCUGUGUCUCCCCAGGACCUUCUUCUGUGGGCUAUGGUGUUUUCAAAGGGACCUGCUGUCGCCACUUUACUAUCAUGAGUGUUAGACUUAACACUUGUGGGCUUUCUGUUCUGUACCUACCUGUGUGCGUAAGUAGCAUCUAGUCUGCAGAGGUAGAUGGAAUGUCUUCAUGAUAUCAUGUUGCUUGCAGAUGUCUCAUUGGCCUCUGCAAAAACUGUACUCUUGUUUCUGGAUUAGAGUUAAGUAGUUGCAUGAAUAUACUGCCAUGUCACUUUUAAUAUGACCAGUUUUAUACUUGGAAAAUGGUACUUGCCUCUUUUAGAUCUUUUCUGUCUUUAACCUCCCCCCUUUCCAUCUCAAGGCUCCCUUCCUAAUUGUAGCAAUAAUCUCUUAAGAAGCAACUAAGUAAUAAAAUGUCCCAAAUCUUAAUCAUUGUGGAUGGAUGACUGCAUUCAUUUGUUUAUUUAGGCAUACAGGGGAGAUACCUGCUGGGCUGGUGGUUGCUGUAAACUGGCUGAGGUGAGAAAGGGCUCCUUUGUGGUGAGGUGGUUGUGCAUGUCUCUGAUACUAGAACCAGGUCACAGCCGUGGACAAGUGGCAGCUCUGCUCAGUUCCAAGCACUAUGCUUGGAGUAGUGCUACACCACCAGGAGUGGUGGUCACACUUGUUUAAAGGGAAGUCGGGAACUCACAUCUCGAGUUCCUCAGAGCAGUGUCCUGCCGUAUGUUUUCAGUUGUCAUCAUCCGUAUCUGCACACAUCUUAAUGAUGGACUGGACUGUCUCGGGUGGUCCCCAGCUAGCUGGGCCGUGCGGUUCCAUCUUACGAAAGGACACUGAUUUCAAACCCUGCAUUUGGUUUGGGAGCUGACAGAACCCUUCAGAUAUCUGCAGAGGUAACCACUGGGCCUCUUGCUCCAUUAUGAACAGGAAGUGAGAAGUCUUUCUGAAGGAUUAUUUGGAUUAGUUCUGUCCAUCAGGUACCCUAGCUUUGCAUUCUGGCUCUCAGCCCACUUGUACUUUGCCAGAAUCAAGCCAAGGAAUGCCACCUUUGCUAUAUAGUUUUCUGCUGAAUGACUUGGUUCCUUGAGGACCUACUUGUUAUGGGGUAAACUCUAGAGAAAGAAGGCCCAGGAUAUGAUUAGAGGGAGGCAUGGUACACCCAAGAGGUGGUGUUUUGAUGCUUCUACCUGCUCCUUACAGCUCUGAGCUCCUUUGCCUUCUCUGUGGGUCUUAAUAGCAACAACCUGCUUUUAGCUAGAUCCAGUAGUGACAGAAGUAAUGACAGAGGCCUGACUUGGUAGCCACCAGCUACAGCCUGUAAAAAAUCAGGUGUUUGAGAGCCUUGUGAAUUGUCUGUUGUAAUAGCCUUACUUUAUUUGUGCUUGCUUUUUUUUCAUAAUCUCUCCUUAACAUCCUCUUUUAUAAUUUUAAUUAUUUGCAUUAAUUUUAGAAUAAACAUAUUUAUUUCUUAAAA